GCUCCCGAUACUUCAGGUGAAUGAGAGGGAAGCAGAGGAGCGGGACACGGUUCACUGUGCGUCGCACUAAAAAGGAACAAUUAGAGGGAAAAUGAGUGGUGUUACGUCGCUUGGGGCCCAUGUUUUUAUGACAACAUACCUACUCUUCGUGAUGGGAUGCGUUGCACAGAAAGUGUACUUUGACUGUGGUGCCAAGGUGGAUGUGGUGGACGUCCAAGGCCUCAUUCUGUCCCCUGGCUUCCCCUACAACUACUCCUCUGGGACACACUGUGUUUGGCAGUUCUUUGUGCCUGUUGAUUACCAGCUUAUUCUGGAGAUAUUUGACUUUGAUGUGUUUGAAAACCAUGACUCCGCUGCACAGUACUCUGCUUUCUCCAAUUUUGCAGUGGAAGAGGCAGAGGCAGAGGAAGAGGUGACUUUCGCUCCUGGCAGCGUAGCGGCAGAUAAAACUUCAUCAGCAGCUAAAGAGCCCAUGCUUCAAAGUGUAGGGGAUGUCGCAAAAACUCAGCAGUCCUCCCAAGAUGCCGAGGUCAAGCAAGUAGUGGUCCAGGAACAGUCCACAAAGAUGGAGAUUGCCAAAGUCUCAAAUUCUGCCAAAAGAGCCACGGAUGCCUCCUCUGGCCUUUCUUCGCCAUCUCCCUUCUCUCUCCUCCUCCUACCUGGGGCUGUGCCUCCAGAAGACAAGGCUGUCAACUCCGUCUCCUCGUUUCACCUCGUGGGAGACCUCAGUCCCAGUUCUAACCCAAGCACAGUUGUGCAAGAGACCACCCUUGCCUCGCCACACUCCACUGAAAUGCCAGCUGUGAGCCCAGAAACCCAGCACUCGGUGCUUGACGCCUGCCCCCACGAUGUUCUCUACAUCUCGGACCUCAUCACGUUCUCCUCCAGGUUCUGUGGGUCUAACCGGCCUCCCAGCAGCCAGCUGGUUUUCGGCUCCAGCCAGGAGAUGGUGGAGGUCAUCAUGGAGCUCAUCACCACCACCCACUGGGGCCGCGGUUUCGCUCUUCUCUUCCACUACCACAACCUGACUGAGCCAGGGGGGGACCGCCGUUCCUUGGCUCCCACAGCCAGCAAAGUAGAUUCUUUGCUGGCUGCUGUGAGUGGAGCUGCCCUCUUCGCAAUGAUACUUACAAGUGCCCUCUGCAUCAUAUUCAGACCCAAACUGUGUCCAAAAAGAGCAAGCUCCUGUGCAUCCAGCAACUCUGAGGUGCCAGAGGGAGUCCAGAACACCGAGGCUGAGGUCAGCGAGCUUCAGCUGAUGGCUGAGAAUCAGAGCACCCUGGAAGCAACCACAGAGCAGGACAACAACAAUGACAGCCCGCCACACACAGGCAGUGCAAGCGGUGACAUUUCUCAAAGUGCAGAGCUGGACCUUUCCUGCAGCGGUUUGACUGAACUCGACCUUGGUGCAGAUGAGGUUUUCAUUGCAUCUUCAGCCACUAGCCCAAGUAGGCUGCCCUUCUCACCUCACACGCAGAGGGAGAGGUUUCUUCGUCACAGUGACACCGGACCCAACUCUGCAGGUGAUUGGCCCUCACCAGACUCCUCCACCUCACCUACUGGUACCAGAUCUGCUAAGGACGGCAGCGAUGGCUGUGUCAGACCGAGAGCGUGGAGCGUACGCACCUUCCAGGACUUCCUCCCUCCUCUGCCUCAGCUGCACAAGAAGUGGUGCAGCUGGAACUCCAACAGUCCCUUCACCAAGCUGGUGGACAGCGCUCCAUCCAGUCUGGUAGCUGACUGCAGAGGGGAGAACAGCAGGAGGGUGUUCUCGGAUGUUCACUUGGACGCUAAGGCAGACCACAGCACUAUCUCUGACUCAUCCAUGAGCAAUGCCUCCUUCCCUCUCUCGCAGCCCGCCCAGAGGCAACGGCGUCUCAACUCCACCAGCAACCUGCGACGCUCCCGCUUCACAGGGCCUUGCUUCGGCCUGCUUUCCGGGCCGACAGACCCAACUAAAGCCUCUGGGGUUCCUCAUGCCCAAGGCUCCCCCUCAGAACCCAGCUCUGGCUCUUCUCCCGUCAGCCAGUGUCAGCUUGAGAGCGGCCAGGCAGGAAAGAGGCGUGAGUUCCCAGGUGAGAGUGACCACAUCAUUGUGCCUGUGUUUGCCAUCUCUGAGGAGGAGGAUCGGCAGCCUCUCGUCUCAGCUGAGCACCUGGACCAGAUCUCUGCUUCUGCUGUGUUGAAUGGAUUGGUCAAGGGGAAGGAGCCUGUCAUUGGAAACACUAGCUUCAGCCCACCGAGCCAGCGGACCAGACCAGAGUGGAGGCCAUGGGGCAGCCAGGUGUCAGGAGGGGUCGGUCCACUCUCCUCCAACACACUCACCACCAUGACCGAGUCAACCACAGCCUAUGACAGCAAGCCGUCUCUCAGUCAGUCCACAGUGCUGUUCAGUGUGAUCAACCAGAUGUGACCAGAUGGGCUUUAAGUGGUUGAACAGAGCAGGGACUCUAGUGGGCCAGUUUUGUAUUUCUGAACUCUUUGUGUAACAUAUAACAUACUUCUUUAAUUUCUGAAAUCAACUUUUACAAAAUGAUUACCACAUAUAUUGUAGCCUCCUGCUGGUCUUAUCACUCUAGUUGUUUUCCAUUUUUUUUAAAUUGUGUUUGGACAAAUAUGGAAUAUUAUGCUGCUUACUGAGCCAUGGCAAUGAGUGCUGUGGUAUUAUGUUAAAAAAAAGAAAAGAUAACUGAUUGCAAACAUGAACAAAAAAGUAUUCUCUGAGCGAGUACUCCAGAAUACUGAACUCUUAUGAGCACUUAACCAGUUUGAUGCUCUUCAGUGAGUUAUAAUACUCCAAACAUCGCACUUUGCCGGGUGUCAGCUUUCGGCUUUUUCCUUAAUGUGGAUAUUCUAACAAAUGCUUAUACUUAUUAUCCAAAAGUGUACUGCAGAGCAUAGAACGUACACCAAUAUUAAUGUUGCAACAGUGUUUUCAUACCGUAUGUACUCCUGAGGCUGAGACUGGAUUAUCAAAGGGAAAUCUAAAUAUAGUAAUUGUAAAGUAAAAGCAUAUAGUGUACUAAUAUUCACUAGUAUGUAGUAUAAAGAGAACUAGUCAUCACAAGAGUAUUUAAAAUGAGUUAUGAAUUAAUGUUAAGUUUUAAUAAAGGCUAUGUUAUUC
Molecule: messenger RNA, 3124 nt
Organism: Cyclopterus lumpus (lumpfish)
Lineage: Eukaryota; Metazoa; Chordata; Actinopteri; Perciformes; Cyclopteridae
Exons: 7
Coding region: 92-2413 (773 amino acids)
Source: RefSeq, a predicted model, not a curated record